Messenger RNA from Mesocestoides corti, 810 nucleotides. The record is from the annotation of a GenBank genome assembly. Lineage: Eukaryota; Metazoa; Platyhelminthes; Cestoda; Cyclophyllidea; Mesocestoididae.
AAUGCCCCUAACCCAAAGUCGUCCCCUCGAGCUCAUUCGGCCAGCGAAGAGGGCGACGCAGUGAAGAAGACCAAAGCCCCGCCAGCCAACAACUCCUCCAAAGCCGGUGGCCGCGACUCCUCCGACGACAAUGCGAGUGGUGCUGGCGGUAUCGAUGAUGAAGAUGAUGUGGAGGAUGAUGAAGAUGAUGAAAACAACGACAUUUCGGCUGAGGUGAAGGAGAUGUUUCAAUAUAUCCAACGGUAUACACCGCAAAGUAUUGAGCUUGAAACGAAACUGCGCCCCUUCAUUCCUGAAUAUAUUGCUGCUGUGGGUGACAUAGAUGCAUUUCUAAAAGUUCCAAGACCAGACGGCAAGCCUGACAACCUCGGACUAACCGUGCUGGAUGAACCUUGCACCAACCAAUCGGAUCCCACCGUACUUGACCUUCAGUUGAGAGCAGUCAUAAGGGACAUCAAGAACGCUGAGGAGAAUGGCAAAGAGAUUGAUAAAUGGAUCAAAAGUAUUGGUGACCUCCACCGCUCCAAACCACCUCCAACCGUACAUUACGUAAAGCCAAUGCCAGAUUUGACAACCCUCAUGACCGAGUGGCCCGUGGAAUUCGAAAAAACCUUGAAUACUACGGUUUUGCCUACAGCAGUACUAAACUGCAGUCUCAAGCUACUGCGUGUUUUAGCCAUUUUGGAUGUGCCAGUUUAUAAAAAUCGGAUUGAAACCCUUCACCUUAUAUUUUCUCUUUACUUGGAAUUUAAGAACUCACAAGUAAGAAUUUUUACUUUGAAAAAAGAGGCUUUUGAAUGCUAUUACUGA